This is a messenger RNA of Trifolium pratense (red clover), 783 nucleotides long. RefSeq lists its product as uncharacterized. Bases 1 to 783 code for a protein of 260 amino acids. The record is from RefSeq and is a predicted model, not a curated record. Lineage: Eukaryota; Viridiplantae; Streptophyta; Magnoliopsida; Fabales; Fabaceae. The transcript is spliced from 3 exons.
AUGCCGGAAGAUGAUUUUGAUCCUGAUUAUCGUGCUUGGCACCGUUGCACUCAACUGAUUUCAUCUUGGAUCUUCAACUCUGUUUCUCCGUCCAUUGCUCAAUCGGUCAUAUUCAUGGAAAACGCCAUUGAUAUUUGGAAUGAUCUUCACGAACGUUUUUCCCAAGGUGAUUUGAUUUGCAUUUCUGAAUUGAAACAAGAGAUUUACGCUUUGAAACAAGAAAAUCGCUCUGUAACUGAUUUAUACUCCGAUCUCAAGACUCUUUGGGAAGAAUUGGAAUUGUAUCUUCCAAUUGCCUCAUGUACUUGCCGUCAGCAUUGCACUUGUGAGGCUAUGUGUUAUAUCUUGCUCAUGGAACCUCUUCCUCCAAUCAACAAAGUUUUUUCUCUGGUAAUUCAACACGAACGUCAAGGUAAUUUCUCUGACGUUGAUGAUUCUAAGAUCUUGGUUAAUGCUGCAAAAUCUGGAAAAUUUUCUUCUGGUUCCGAAGCUUCUUCUCGCAAUUGUUCUUACGAUGGAAAGGGCAAUCAUGUUGUCGAAAAUUGCUUCAAAAAGAAUGGUGUUCCAACACACAUGAAGAAGUUUUCAUCUGCCAACAGUGCUGCAGUUGAGGGAAGCACUAAUGAUUCAAUUGCAGUCACUCCUCCAUCUAUCUCUCAAGAUCAGUGUGAUAGGCUCAUGUCACUCCUUCAGAAUUCAAACCUUACACCAAAUUCUAAAUCUGCAAGCUCCAAUCAGCUCAUCCCCCCUCAUUUAGAUUUGACACAAUAUCAAGGAAAAUGA